AUGUCAAAUCUUCAAGUGAGUGGCCGGGGCCCUAUACCUCGCAGCAUCACAUACGACAAAAGCUUUGACAUUCUCGCCCGGCUUGCUGAAUCCGAGGAAAGCAGCGACGACGCAUGGGUUCCAGCCACAGCAUACACCACCAGAGUCGCAGAUGUCGACACCACGAGGAAUGAAUUCAAUACGUACCCAGUUGCUGUCGCAUCUUUGAGUGUAACGCCCAGGAGGAACCUGCACCUUAGGAUCUGUUACAAAGCCGGACAAGUCGAGACUGCCUCCGUACUUCCUGCCUCGCAUAAUAUUGUUCCAACGAUAGAAGGCAACACUAUCACCUUUAGUCUGGACCGUGCGCUUGACCUGAUGCUUGAGAUUAACGGAGAUAAAUGGCAAGCGCUACAUCUUUUGGUCAACACAAUCGACGAUGGGGAUCCUAAGGGAGAUGAAGAAGGAGUCUGGUAUUUCGGCCCGGGGGUCAACAAGAGCUCAGCGACUGAGAAGAUAUCUGACGGGAUGUUGGUCGUGCCCUCGAAUACAACGGUAUAUCUCGCAAGAGAUGCUUUUGUCACAGCGCAAAUUGUUUUCGCCAACGUCGAGAACUCUGCCAUCAAAGGGCCUGGAUUCAUAUGCCGCGACGACUACGAUGCAUCUCUUUCUUCCAGACCUAGGGAAUUAGCUGGGGGAGCCAUACUCAUCGAACGGUCCCGGAACAUACUGGUGCAGCAAGUAACUUCUCUCCGCUCAUUUGGUUUCAGUCUCCCUAUUGGACAAGGACGAGACAUCCACAUUGACUGCUACCGUUCUUUCUCUUCACACGGCAAUGGUGACGGCAUCGAUCUGUUCUGUUGCCAACACAUCGUGAUAGAGAAUUGCUUCCUGCGCAACUCUGACGAUACCAUCGCCAUCUACGGCCAUCGGUGGGAAUAUCAGGGCGACACCGAAGAUAUUCGUAUCAGAAAUUGUACACUGUUGCCGGAUAUAGCCCAUCCCAUACAAAUUGGUACACAUGGCCACCCUGAAGUUCCAGAAACUCUUAGCAACAUUCACAUCAGCAACAUAGACAUCUUGGAUCAUUCCGAAAACCAGCUAUGGUACCAAGGCUGCAUUGCGAUUAACGCAGGCGACGCGAAUCUAGUACAAGAUAUCCUCGUUGAGAACGUCAGAGUUGAGAGAAUUACACGAGGCCAACUGUUCAACAUACGGGUGAUGAAGAACGCCAUGUGGACGACUGCUCCGGGCCUUGGAAUAAGGAAUGUGACUUUUCGAAACAUCGAAUUCAAUCUCGAUAAAUCGAAAACAGUCAACCCUUCCCAAAUUCUUGGCUUCGAUGCAAGCAGACCAGUUGAGAAUGUCACCUUUGAAAACCUCAAGGUUGGCGGCUCAUUGAUUCACGAUCAUAUGUCAAAGCCAAGGUGGUACCUAACGUCGGACUUUAUUCCCAUGUUCGUGAACGAGCAUGCGAAUAAUGUCACGUUUAGGUUAGGGAACUAG
Paraphaeosphaeria sporulosa is the source of this 1485-nucleotide messenger RNA. Its product is annotated as pectin lyase-like protein. Gene Ontology annotation, molecular function: polygalacturonase activity. The transcript has a single exon. Gene Ontology annotation, biological process: carbohydrate metabolic process. The record is from RefSeq and is a predicted model, not a curated record. Lineage: Eukaryota; Fungi; Ascomycota; Dothideomycetes; Pleosporales; Didymosphaeriaceae. Bases 1 to 1485 code for a protein of 494 amino acids.